GCCGGGGGCGGGAGAGGCGCGGGCGGCACCGCGUUCCGGGCGGAGCGGAGCCACAUUGGGCAGCGCCGCGCGGGCUUCUGGGAGAAGGGGCCGUCCCCGCCACCGCCCCCCGCCCGUCCUCCGGCCAAGAUGUCUGACAUGGAGGAUGAUUUCAUGUGCGAUGAUGAGGAGGACUACGACCUGGAAUAUUCUGAGGACAGCAAUUCUGAACCAAAUGUGGAUCUGGAAAAUCAAUACUACAAUUCCAAAGCUUUGAAGGAAGAUGAUCCCAAAGCAGCAUUAAGCAGUUUUCAGAAGGUAUUGGAGCUCGAAGGUGAAAAAGGAGAAUGGGGAUUCAAAGCUCUGAAGCAGAUGAUUAAAAUAAACUUUAAAUUGACUAACUUCCCUGAAAUGAUGAAUAGGUACAAACAGCUACUGACCUACAUACGGAGUGCAGUUACAAGGAAUUACUCUGAAAAAUCCAUCAAUUCUAUUCUUGAUUAUAUCUCUACUUCCAAGCAGAUGGAUUUGCUUCAGGAAUUCUAUGAAACAACACUUGAAGCUCUGAAAGAUGCUAAGAAUGAUAGAUUGUGGUUUAAGACAAACACAAAGCUUGGCAAAUUAUAUUUAGAAAGAGAAGAAUAUGGAAAGUUACAAAAGAUUUUGCGUCAGCUGCAUCAGUCGUGCCAGACUGAUGAUGGGGAAGAUGAUCUAAAAAAAGGUACUCAACUAUUGGAAAUCUAUGCUUUGGAAAUUCAAAUGUAUACAGCACAGAAAAAUAACAAAAAGCUUAAAGCACUAUAUGAACAGUCAUUGCACAUCAAGUCAGCCAUUCCUCAUCCGCUGAUCAUGGGAGUUAUCAGAGAAUGUGGAGGCAAAAUGCACUUAAGAGAAGGAGAGUUUGAAAAGGCACAUACUGAUUUUUUUGAAGCAUUCAAGAACUAUGAUGAAUCAGGGAGCCCCAGAAGAACCACUUGCUUAAAAUACUUGGUCUUAGCGAACAUGCUCAUGAAGUCUGGAAUAAAUCCAUUUGACUCUCAGGAGGCUAAACCAUACAAAAAUGAUCCAGAGAUUCUAGCAAUGACGAAUUUAGUAAGUGCCUAUCAGAAUAAUGACAUCACUGAAUUUGAGAAGAUUCUGAAAACAAAUCACAGCAACAUCAUGGACGAUCCCUUCAUAAGGGAGCACAUUGAAGAGCUUUUGCGAAACAUCAGAACACAAGUGCUUAUAAAAUUAAUUAAGCCUUACACAAGAAUACAUAUUCCUUUUAUUUCUAAGGAGUUAAACAUAGAUGUAGCUGAUGUGGAAAGCUUGCUUGUGCAGUGCAUAUUGGAUAACACUAUCCAUGGCCGAAUUGAUCAAGUCAACCAGCUCCUAGAACUGGAUCACCAGAAGAGAGGUGGUGCCCGGUAUACUGCGUUAGAUAAAUGGACCAACCAACUAAAUUCUCUCAACCAGGCUGUAGUCAGCAAGCUGGCCUAACAGAAAACAAGCUUCUACAAACUACUUAAGGCAACAGUGCAGUGAUGUAAACCUUAAAAGAACUGGGAAUGGCAAAACUACUGUCGGUUGGUGUGCCCUGAAAUUAUUGGAGUUAUGGCAGAAGUGCUUUUUUGAUCAGCUGGUUUGUGUUUUGCUGCUGCAUUUAUCCCAAGAAAAAAACAGCUUUAAUCUCCAGAAGAAAACCAAAAUGCCACGGGAUUUAUGCUGUAUUGACAUCUUGCCCUAAACAUACAACAUCCUAGUAAUUUGUCAAGGGGCAAUUGAUGACCAGAGAGAAGAUUUUUGUCAUGAUUUUAAAUACACUGACACAUUACUGUUGGUUAAAUUUAAACAUGUUUUACCUGCAGAAAUUCUCUCACAGAAAUAACCUGCAAUAACUUGAAAUGCAUACCCUUUUGAACACUUCCUUUUCUCAUGUAUAAAUUGAAAUGUUUGCUGCAUUUUGCAAAAUGUCAAUUCUCCAAAAAUGUGUCCGUAUAUUUCUGUACCUGCAGUGUAGUAAAGGUUUAGAAGAGACCCCAUAAUUAUAGUGGCAUACUGUCACUUAGGUUUCAAGCAGCAAAAUAAACAGUGCAGUUCAGAAAUUGUA
Messenger RNA from Pseudopipra pipra, 2071 nucleotides. RefSeq names its product COP9 signalosome subunit 2 (gene COPS2). Gene Ontology annotation, biological process: protein deneddylation. Gene Ontology annotation, cellular component: COP9 signalosome. NCBI's taxonomy places the organism in Eukaryota, Metazoa, Chordata, Aves, Passeriformes, Pipridae. The transcript is spliced from 13 exons. Gene Ontology annotation, molecular function: protein binding. The record is from RefSeq and is a predicted model, not a curated record. Bases 130 to 1461 code for a protein of 443 amino acids.